AUGUUUAACCUACUCCCAACAGUUGUUGCACUAUGUCUCCAAGUCGGAUUAUCAGUAAUGGCUGUAAUCGCGAAAUUUGCGCUUGAUUCCAACUUGAUCACUCCAAGGGUUCUUGUGGCUGAGCGACUGGUAAUUGCGUCUGCAAUACUUAUGACGCAAUACUUACACCACUUGCUCUCAAAUUCGAAAGGGAUGCAGCUCACCACUCCCACUUUCACUUCUGGGAUGUUUAAUCUACUCCCAGCCAUCACAUUUGUCAUGGCAUGCAUUUUCAGGCUGGAAAAACUGGCAAUUCACAGCCACCGUGGAAAAGCAAAGAUACUUGGAACGUGUGUGGCGGUUGGUGAGCAAUGA
This is a messenger RNA of Arabis nemorensis, 354 nucleotides long. The record is from the annotation of a GenBank genome assembly. NCBI's taxonomy places the organism in Eukaryota, Viridiplantae, Streptophyta, Magnoliopsida, Brassicales, Brassicaceae.